This is a messenger RNA of Magallana angulata, 2411 nucleotides long. RefSeq names its product eosinophil peroxidase-like. NCBI's taxonomy places the organism in Eukaryota, Metazoa, Mollusca, Bivalvia, Ostreida, Ostreidae. Gene Ontology annotation, biological process: response to oxidative stress. Gene Ontology annotation, molecular function: heme binding; peroxidase activity. The transcript is spliced from 15 exons. The coding region runs from base 153 to 2228 and encodes 691 amino acids. The record is from RefSeq and is a predicted model, not a curated record.
CUUGGAUUUUCCGGAAAAAAAACUGCAGUACUGAGAAUAAAACAUACUUGGUAAAAUUAUGUCAUUUUUUAGCUGUAUCUUUUUAUAGCGAAGGUAUAAAGGUGUGCGCAUACCCUGUGACAUAGAGAUAGAUUGUACAAGACUUCACAAGCAUGGGGAAAGCCCAAUAUUGCGUCUGGCUGGUAAUGGUGAAUAUUUUGGCCGUGGUCGCAAUGAGCAAAAAUGAAAUAGACAAAGCAGUGAGAUCAUCCCUUUUGAAGGGGGAGAAUAGUUUACAACAGCACAAGGAAGAACUCCGUCAAUUCCGAAUGAACGGAACUGACAGAAACGUCCCACAUUCUCCGAGGAAUAAACAUUUUAUGUUAACCUAUAAUAAAAAUGAGUCAAAGCAUUUGACGGAAUGUGGUAUCAUCAACAUCGAAGUGUUAAAAACGCUCCAUGACGAAUUUGGAAUGACUUUAUCUGACAUUCAGGAUAACGAUCAAAUUCAAAAUAAAGUAAGAUCCCAAUUCUGCCCUACGGAUAUAGACUGUGGUUCGGCCAGUAAAAGCCCUUACCGAUCGAUUGACGGACGCUGUAAUAAUCUAAUCCAUCCAUCCUGGGGGGCCGCCGUUACGCCACAGCCACGAUACCUACCAGCUGAGUAUGACGACGGUAUCUCUACACCUCGUAACAGGGCAAAAGACGGCAGCCCCCUUCCCAGCCCACGACUCAUCAGUAACAACCUUUUCCGUUCCCCAGGAGACUGUACAGAGACGGACCACGCCCGUACCCUGAUGGUGAUGGCCUGGGGACAGUUCAUCGACCAUGACUUAACUCAUACCCCAACCAUGAAAGGUGAUGGUGAGGUUCCUAUAACUUGUUGCGGCGAGAACGUACAGAACAGACCUCAGUGUUUCCCAAUAUCUAUCCCGUCUGAUGAUCCCCAUUUCGAUGACUCUUGCAUGGAAUUCGUCAGAUCAGCCCCCUCUCCUCCAGGGGAUGGAUGUCAACUUGGUCCUCAAGAACAAAUCAACCAGAUCACAUCAUUCAUUGAUGGCGGUUCAGUGUAUGGAAGCUCUAAAGAGAAAAUGGAAGAGCUUAAAAACACAGACACAGGACAGAUGAGAACUUCCCCCGGGGAUUUGUUGCCUCCAGCAGUCGAUGACACUUGUGAAUCUUCUGCUGAGACAGACUUCUGUCAAAAUGCCGGCGACUUAAGGGUUAACGAGAUUCCUUCCCUUGGUGGAAACCACCUGCUGUUUGUCAGAGAGCACAACAGAAUUGUUGGGGAACUCCGAAAAGUCCAACCAAAAUGGAGUUCUUUAAAAUUAUAUCAGGAGGCGCGUAAGAUAAUCGGAGCCCUUCUGCAGCAAGUGACGUACGGAGAGUUCCUUCCAAGCAUCUUGAGCAAACAGGAUCUUGAGAAUCAUAAGCUAAAGCUGCGGAACUCGGGAUUCAGCAACAAUUAUGAUAGCAGUAGAAAUCCAGCAACCAAAAACGCUUUUAACGCUGCUGUUUUUCGAUUUGGUCAUUCCUUGAUUCCGCCAAACCUCGCCUACCUUCUUUAUGACUUUAUGUCACGCGUCAACUCCACUACAAUUGAGUCCAUAUUCUUUAAUCCGCACCUAUUGAUUACAGAAGGUGGAAGAAGGGUGUCGGAUUUGGCGCGCUUUAUUGUUACAUCGAAUUCCAUGAAGGUUGACAAUCAACUAGAAGGUGCGGUGCGAGACCAUCUUUUUGAAAACGCGCAUGGUAAAGGAAUGGACCUUGGGGCUCUUAAUUUGCAAAGAGGUCGUGAUCAUGGACUUCCUCCGUAUAAUGCAUGGCGCAAAUGGUGUGGACUUACGGUAGCCACCUCUUUCUCAAAUUUACCAGACAUUACUGAUGAAAAGAAAGCUGUCCUUGCUGACCUCUACAGUGGGGUAGAUGACAUUGACCUGUUUGCUGGUGGAGUAGCAGAAACCCCUCUGGACGGAGCUGCUGUCGGUCCUUUGUUCUCCUGUAUCAUAGGGAACCAGUUCCGAGACCUUAAAGAUGGAGACAGAUACUGGUACGAAAACCGAGGGGUGGAGGGCUUUAAACAGGCGCAACUACGAGAAAUCAGGAAAGUCAAACUUGCCAAGAUCGUAUGUACAAACUUAGGAGUGGAUCCCAUCCAACCUGAUGUGUUCCAUGUUCCUAGCCCAAGUAAUAACUGGCAAAGCUGUAGUCAAUUUCCGGAAAUAGACUUCGCCAGAUGGAGAUGAGCAGAUGUCCAUACAUAUUGACAUUAUUGCAUUAGUGUGUACUUGAGUUCUCUUAUGAAAUUGUUUUGUUAAAGACUGAUUAUUGAAUUGAAUCUAAAUUUGUUAAUGUUCGAUUAAUAUUUUAAACGAAUGAUUCUUUAAUUUUAUAGAUUGUAGUGAGUGAAAAAAUGAAUUUGUAAUUUG